AUGGCAAAAGGUAGCAACUUUUGUUGUGUCUUAGACGCGACCUUUAUAUCUGAUUGUUGCCAGUUUAAAGCCUGCCCAAAGCAUUAUCUUUCUGAUGAAGCUCAAGGGUAUAAGCUAAAACGAAUAAAUCUUCCAAACAAUGUCGAAUCCAAAGAGAUCUUAUGCAAUUUUAUAGUCACAUUAAAGAAGAAAUUAAAGUCCCAAAUUGAUAAUUUAAUUAGCAAAAGCUCAAAAACCGAGGAUUUUGAACAAUAUAAGGAAAAACUAGCUUAA
Molecule: messenger RNA, 273 nt
Organism: Blepharisma stoltei
Lineage: Eukaryota; Ciliophora; Heterotrichea; Heterotrichida; Blepharismidae
Source: the annotation of a GenBank genome assembly